GACCAUUGUCUCUCCCACACUAGAAAAACCAGAGCCCAUUCCUUUUCAAGAUUCUUUGAUCCGAUCAAUCAUAAUCGCCACUCUCAUUUUUCUCAAUGACCCUCUUUUCUUCUUCUUCUUCUUUGUCCCUUCAAGCUCACAGAAGAAGCUAAGCUGCUUUCAAAAAAAAAAUGCUAAUUUUCAGAAUCUUUGUUGCUGUUCUCUUCUUCUCCUGCUUCACUUCCUCCCUCAAUCAAGAAGUCGCUUACCUGUACACCGCGAAGCUCGGGUUUGGCGACCCCAGUGGUGCCCUCUCGAGCUGGAACGCCACCGACGACUCGCCGUGCGAUUGGUACGGCGUUGGCUGUGAUUCCGUGUCCGGCGCUGUCAGAUCGCUCGACCUUUCUAAUGCUAAUAUUUACGGUCCUUUUCCGGCGGUUCUUUGCCGGCUUCGGGAUUUGAGGUUCGUUUCCUUGUACAAUAACUUCAUCAAUUCCAGUCUUCCCGAUGGGUUGUCGGGUUGUCGGUCCCUGGAGCACCUUGAUUUGGCUCAGAAUCUCUUGUCUGGGCCGCUUCCGGCGAGCUUGGCCCAGCUUCCCAACCUGAAAUAUCUCGACGUCACCGGGAAUAAUUUCUCCGGCGAAAUCCCGUCAAUCUUUGGGGCCUUCCCGAAGCUCGAGGUUUUGGGACUGGUUUCGAAUCUGUUCGAAGGGACGAUUCCCGCUUUUCUGGGGAACAUUUCGACUCUGAAACAGCUGAAUCUCUCGUACAACCCGUUUUACCCGGGUCGGAUCCCUCCCGAGUUUGGAAACCUCACGAAUCUCGAGUGCCUAUGGCUCACGAGCUGCAACUUGAUCGGCGAGAUUCCCGACUCACUGAGUCGACUCACUAGGAUCAUCAAUUUCGACGUGGCUAUAAACAAUCUGAGCGGUCCCUUCCCGAGCUGGCUGACCGAGUUGACCAGUGCCGUCCAAAUUGAGCUUUACUCGAACUCGUUGACCGGAGAGCUCCCGGCGGCAGGGUGGUCUAAGAUGACGGCACUGAGACGAUUCGACUCGUCGAUGAACCAGUUGAGAGGAGCCAUUCCCGGGGAGCUGUGUGAGCUACCGCUCGGGUCGCUCAAUAUAUACGAGAACCACUUGGAAGGGGAGUUGCCGGAGAGCAUUGCAGAGUCGCCGAAUUUAUACGAGUUACGGAUCUUCGGCAAUAGUCUGAGAGGAGAUUUACCCAAAAAUCUCGGCAGAAACUCACACUUAACCUUCAUUGAUGUUUCUGACAAUGACUUUUCCGGCAAAAUCCCUGAAACUUUGUGCGGAAUGGGUAGACUGAGUUACCUUUUGAUCAUAAACAACUCCUUCUCCGGUGGGAUCCCACCUAGUUUGGGUUCUUGCCGGAGCUUAAGACGGGUUAGGUUGACCCACAACAAUUUAUCCGGCAAUGUUCCGAUCGGUUUCUGGGGAUUGCCCCAUGUCUCUUUACUUGAGCUGGCAGACAACUCAUUUUCUGGCGAAAUUGCCAAAACCAUUGCCGGUGCUGCAAAUUUGUCUGCUUUGGUUUUGUCAAGGAACAAUUUCUCUGGCCCCAUUCCGGCGGAGAUUGGCUUUCUUGAUAAGCUUAUUGAGUUUCGGGGUAACGACAACAAGUUUUCUGGGCCGUUACCUCCUACCAUACUGAAUCUUGGGCUGCUAGCAAAAUUGAAUCUUCAGAACAACAAACUAUCAGGUGAGCUUCCUUCCGGAAUCCAUUCUUGGAAGAUGUUGAUUGAAUUGAACAUAGCAAACAAUGAAUUCUCUGGGGAUAUUCCUCCCGAAAUAGGAAACUUGUCUGUUUUGAAUUAUCUUGAUCUGUCGGGAAACCAGUUUUCGGGAAAAAUUCCAGCUGAAUUACAGAAGUUGAAGCUCAAUCAGUUCAACUUGUCUGAUAACAGACUUUCUGGCAAGAUCCCAUCUUUUUACGACGACCAAAUGUACAAGAACAGCUUCUUGGGAAACUCAAGGCUGUGCGGAAACAUUGGAAGGUUAUGUGAUCGGAGAGGUGAUGAAACAAACAUUGGUUAUUAUUGGCUAUUCAUAUCGAUCUUUGUGUUUUCUGGGCUGGUUCUUAUUGUGGGGAUCAUUUGGUUCUAUUGGAAGUACAAGACUUUCAAGAACACGAAAAAGGACAUUGACAGAUCAAAAUGGACCUUAAUGUCAUUUCACAAGCUUGGUUUCGACGAGUACGAGAUUCUAGAUGCUCUUGAUGAAGAUAAUGUCAUUGGAAGUGGACUAUCCGGAAAGGUGUACAAGGUCGUGCUGAGCAAUGGGGAGGCUGUUGCAGUGAAAAAGAUGGAGAGAAAUACAAAGUUUGAAGACGACGAAGACAUUGAGAAAGGUGGUUCUCGUCAAGAUGAUGGCUUUGAAGCAGAGAUUGAGACAUUAGGGAAAAUCAGGCACAAGAACAUUGUCAAGCUCUUGUGUUCAUGUAUUACAAGGGACUGCAAGCUUUUGGUUUACGAGUACAUGCCAAACGGAAGCUUGGGCGAUUUACUUCACAGCACCAAAAGUGGGCUUUUGGAUUGGCCUAUGAGGUUUAAGGUAAUAAUGGAUGCCGCGGAGGGUCUGUCCUAUCUGCACCACGACUGUGCUCCUCCAAUUGUGCAUAGAGACGUGAAGUCGAAUAAUAUACUACUAGAUGGGGAUUUUGGUGCCCGGGUGGCUGAUUUUGGCGUGGCUAAGGCAGUCGAUUCAAGUGACAGAGGACCAAAAUCGAUGUCUGGCAUCGCCGGUUCCUGUGGUUACAUUGCACCAGAGUACGCAUACACCCUGAGAGUGAACGAGAAGAGCGACAUAUACAGCUUCGGGGUGGUGAUCCUGGAGUUGGUGACGGGGAGGCUCCCGGUGGACCCCGAAUUCGGGGAGAAGGAUUUAGUGAAGUGGGUGUGCACCACGUUGGACCAGAAGGAGGACGGGUUUGAUCACGUGGUUGACCCGAAACUCGACUCCUGCUUCAAGGAGGAUAUCUGCAAAGCAUUGAGCAUAGGCCUCCUCUGCGCCAGCACCCUACCCAUUAACCGGCCCUCCAUGCGGAGAGUCGUCAAAAUGUUGCAAGAAGUUGGUGGCUGUGGUGGUGGCAAUAAGGACGGUAAGUUGACACCUUAUUACGACGACGAUGCCUCGGCUUAGGAGGGAAUUGCAUCCAAAGUGUGUGUGUACUUUUGUAACAUUGAUAUUGUAAUUUGUAAAUCAAUUGUUUUACCCAACUCUGUAGUGUAGCUUCCAUUCCAAUGUUUGAACAAGUGGUGUUUGCAUUUAAGGUUGUGUACUUAUGUUCUGAAUUUGAGGAAACAUAUAUGGAAUCCUACUUCUAUAAGAAAACAAAACGAGGGCCAUUCGAGGUACUGUACCUCUUUUUCAGAUCUGCCCACAAAACUGAAGCAACGGAGUCAGAGACGAUACUUGCCUGAAUAGACUCAUCCACGCUAUUGAAAAUCCAACUACAGAUGAUAGAGUUGUUAGAUUCCCAAGCGGCGAGUUCUCGUUCAUCUUUGUGUUCGGGAACACCAUCUGGUACCAAGAAAAUAGCCUUGCCACGCCCCCCUAGAGCAUUGCGUAUGGGCUUUUCCCAAACCUCAUAAUUAUCACUUUUGAGUAGGUAUUUUGUCAAGGCGUUUCCAGCGUGUUGUGACGGAUGAAGACAAUAAAUCGUGGACGGAUCAUGAAUCAACCAUGUCUUUUUGGUUGUUUCGGUUGUCAUGAUGUUGGUGAUGGACGGCGGCUGAGAUGUCAGCGGCGGACGAACGGCGGCUGAAUGACGGACAGACGGGGGUUGGAACGAGCGGCGGCCGAACAAACGUAUAUGGGUGCGGUAGUCUUAUGGUUUUC
Molecule: messenger RNA, 3839 nt
Organism: Cuscuta campestris
Lineage: Eukaryota; Viridiplantae; Streptophyta; Magnoliopsida; Solanales; Convolvulaceae
Source: the annotation of a GenBank genome assembly